Molecule: messenger RNA, 3674 nt
Organism: Neodiprion fabricii
Lineage: Eukaryota; Metazoa; Arthropoda; Insecta; Hymenoptera; Diprionidae
Exons: 6
Coding region: 650-2443 (597 amino acids)
Source: RefSeq, a predicted model, not a curated record
GUCCCGGGCGUCGAGGCGCCCGACGUCGCGGUCCAACACGCGCUUUCCCCGACGAGGAAAACUCACGCUUGACGUGCGCUUAUCAAGUGCCGCGGUGGUGCUCGAAAGUCCCUCGCUGAUGAAUUAAAUCGCCCGGAAUAAUUAGCAGCUCGACGUUGAUGUGCUCCUAAAAUCCGAAUUAAUUGUAGACGGUUUGACGGGUCGUGCGUGAAAUUACUUUACUUCUGAUAAAAUGAAUAGAAAAUAAAAUAAAAUAACGAACGUCGUGGGGAAAAUUGUAUCACAAUUUUCUGUAUCAACCGAGGAUCUUACGGAGAUAUUAUUAUUGAAUUGUAUUUGUGCAGUUUGAUUAAUUGGAAAUUUUUAAUCGGACACGCGUUUAAAUAGUCAAGUUAAUUGUCGUACCUGCGUUGUUGUUUCUUUUAUUUUCGUUAUUUUUUGCUUUCUUUCAUUUGAGUUCGUUUCAUCACGUUCGUACGUUUCGGAGUGGUUGAUAAACAAAUGUAAAGGUACAAGUGCACGAAUGAGGAUUCUUGAUCGUUAAAACAUAUAAUAAUUAGUAAUGCGUGCUACGAAUGACUGCAAUAUACACUUUUAUCAAGGAUGUGAGAGAUAUCAAGUCUGAACGGGGGCUAAAUCUACUCGAGAGAUGUCGUCGAGCGGGGAGUUUUCAACCCUUUCGAGCGGCGAGGCGACCGGCACGGGCGACGAUUCAUUGCCAAGCUCGAGGGAAGCUACAGCCGAGGCUGCUGGCUCUGGAGGAGGCUACGUUCCCCUGCGCGAGUUCCUCGACAGAUUCUCCCUGCCGAGAGUUGUCAGGAUCGAAGGCGCUGGGACAAGGCCAAUUCUACUCUACAAGCAGCAGCAGCGCUCCCUGAGAGUCACCGCAACCCUGCUGAUGCACCGAUACCGCCACGACGUCAAAGUUGGACCCGAAAUUGUCAUCCCCGAAGGAUAUCCCGGUUGGUUUUCCGUGGUGUCGCCAGGUAGCGGAACCGGAAGUGCGAGAGUUUACAGGAGAGUCGGCGCUCUGGUUCGAGCCGGAGUCCCGGCGUUCCUUCUGGCAAAACCGCUCCGAGCUUACACCCUGACACAUUCAAAAAUGGAAAACGGCAACCUCCGAGCACACUACACCAAAACCACCGUUCGAGCCGGGGAGGUGCUUCGACUUGCAGCCGUUUUCCAGGACACGAGGAGGGCUCCGAUAUCCACCGGGGUGUCCGGCGUGAUCGGCAACAUGCCGGAGGGCAAGAGCUCGAGGUCGUCGGAGCGGGACCAGUACGCCCAGUGCUUGGACUCUCAUGGUCACGAGUUGUUCGCUCCCUUGUCGAGCAGGGGCGAGUUCUAUGCGACUUGCCAAAGCGGAAACCUCAACACGGACAGCGACGCCGUUCUUUACAGGGUGCACCAGCUAGCCAGGAGGGACCUACCCUUGAAGGUUCGCCUCGUAGCUGGACCUCUGCCGAUUCCGCUCCCUCGGGACUACACGGGUCUCAUGCAGCUCGAGGAAACUACUCGGGGCCCCAUCGUCCUAGGUUGUGCGGUACCGCUGCUGCCCGAGAGACCUCUGCCGGGAUCCACGAUCCCGGAACUCUUGGAGCUUCUCGCUACCGGGCCAACUGCGCCUCGUGUCAAAAGGGCCAGGCUGGGGUGUCCGUCUGAGGCCAGGUUAUUGGCCUCGCCGAAGAUGCAACGACUGUUAUCGGCCUGCAGGCGAGCUUUGGACCAGAGAGCGACGGAGCCGAGGGUGGCACCGCCGAAGCCAGCAGGGACAAACCUGGAGCUGAAGGAGCUCCACUUGAAGGAGAUAAAGUCGAAGCCGGAGACGAAGCCGAUCCUCCAGAGCUUGAAGGAGGGUCUGGAGCACAUGAAGAAGACGACUAUCAGGGACCGAAGCAGCCAGUCACGGCAGAGCAGCAACGGAAGUGGUUUCCUCGACCGGAUAUCGAGGAUAGCUCACGGCGGGCGGAGCCGGAACCCCGCGAAGAAGUCCGCCUCCUUCACCUUCGCCGUUCGACCGGAAAUCGGGAUGCGGUCGCCGGAACGGUACGCGAGCCUUGAGUCCGAGGCGACCUCCCUCCUCCCAGGGGCCGCGGCCGGCAGACAGCAGGUCCAGAGGUCCGUGUCGACGAGCGUCCUCGAGGUGCAGAACCAUCCGGACCUCGACCCGCCCUACUCGAGGGUCAGGGACAGCCUCACUCCGCUUCCGGCGACGCCGCCGCCGAAGGCGGAGGACAUUUACGCCGAGAUAUGCGAGCCGACGGGUAGCGUAGCUUUGCAGGUAGUCGGAAGGGAUAAGCUGCACGGAUCCGGAGGGAAGAAGGAGGCUAAGGGGACCAAGGAGCGGGACCGAGGGUACGUCAAGCUCGCCUCGCAUUCGGCGAUCUCCGAGACCUCGGGGAGCGCCGAGGAUGAGGAGGCGAUAUACAACACCGUCUGUUGAACGACCUUUUACCCGUACGUUUGUGACAAUGAAAUUACGCCACUGUGAUUAGUCAUUGAAGGGAUCGCUGCGUAACUCCACGGCGGAGCAGAAGAAACGCCCCGGUAAUUGGGCGCGACCAGGUAACGGCGCUUAGAGGAGUGCCCUCUUCCCUCUUAUAUCCACGCAAUGCGUUCAGGUAUAAUUACGCGUGUCCAGCUCGCCUCGCACUCGCACUCACACUUGCAUCUACUUACGCUCACAUUCGUGCGAUCCGCCUGGCAGAACGAGAUUACGGUCCCACGGAUGAAUUGAUUUCUACCUUAGAAGCACGGAUGUGUACCGAAGAUUUCCACGCUGAUAGGUAUUAUAUGUAUGUAUAACGUACCAGUUGCCGAGAGUGGCUUGUUGUAGGUUUAUCAACCCAGCGGCCAUGGUUCAUCUUUUUUCCUGUGUCUUUUUUUUUUUUUUUGUCUUCAUCGCAGCCUCGUCGAGACCGGCUCGGAAAUUCCCUUGACUCUUUGUAACACAAAUUUUAUUUACAAAGUAAAUUUAAAGAACAUUUCUCAAAAUAUAACCGUCCUUGUUUGGUCGAAAUGAUAACAUUACUCUCUGCAUAUUCCAAACGUUGUUUCACAAACUGAACAGUGCACUCGUCAAAUUUCAUUAACGCGACGAAGGGCGAUAUUAUAAAGUUAAAAAAAAUACGUAUCAAACGAAAAUGUGUUACUGUGCUUCAAAGUUCUCACGUAACUCCAUGGCAACGACGUACGUAAGUACACAUAGGAAUAUUCUACAUAUAAUGUACGUAAUAUGACGGUGCCAUUGAAAAAUUUUGCUCCUCAAUUUUUUCCUUCGGAUCCACACGCACACAUGGGCGUUAGAGUUAAAGCUUAAGUCAUCGUCUAAAGUCCGUGACUUACCGCGAGUAACGUGUAUAUCUAUAAUAAAAAUCUGUACGAGCGAAUUCCAUUUCGAGCUGCACGAUUGAUGUAUCGUAAUAUCCUGAACGAUGAUUCGGCCGUGUGAUCGAUACGAAGACAUUAUAUGAUGUAACUUGUCGAGAAAAAAGUUCUGCAAUAAAAUCACAUCAGCGAAAACGAAAACAAAAACAAGCUUAAAAAAUAAACAAAACGGAUCGAGAUAAAAACUCUAGAUUAACCAACUAAUGAAUAGUAUAUUUAGUACGUACGAUCUUUCAAAUUCAGGUUUACGUUAUGAUAAGUUGAAUAAAACGUUCGUAUAACAAUCA